UGGUAACCCGGAAGCGGUUGGCAGUGCGGCGCUGUUUAAAGAUGGCGGCUGAGGAACCCCAGCAGCAGAAGCAGGAGCCGCUAGGCAGCGACUCUGAAGGUGUCAACUGUCUGGCUUAUGAUGAAGCCAUCAUGGCUCAGCAGGACCGAAUUCAGCAAGAGAUUGCUGUGCAAAACCCGCUGGUGUCGGAGCGGCUGGAGCUCUCUGUCCUGUACAAGGAGUAUGCUGAGGAUGACAACAUCUACCAACAGAAGAUCAAGGACCUCCACAAAAAGUACUCGUACAUCCGGAAGACCAGGCCCGACGGCAACUGCUUCUAUCGAGCUUUUGGGUUCUCCCACUUGGAGGCGCUGCUGGAUGACAGCAAGGAGUUACAGCGGUUUAAGGCUGUGUCUGCCAAGAGCAAAGAGGACCUGGUGUCCCAGGGCUUCACUGAGUUCACAAUUGAGGAUUUCCAUAACACGUUCAUGGACCUGAUCGAGCAGGUGGAGAAGCAGACCUCAGUAGCCGACCUGCUGGCCUCCUUCAACGACCAGAGCACCUCAGACUACCUGGUGGUCUACCUGCGGCUGCUCACCUCAGGCUACCUGCAGCGGGAGAGCAAGUUCUUCGAGCACUUCAUCGAGGGCGGCCGGACUGUCAAGGAGUUCUGCCAGCAGGAGGUGGAGCCCAUGUGCAAGGAGAGCGACCACAUCCACAUCAUCGCGCUGGCCCAGGCCCUCAGCGUGUCCAUCCAGGUGGAGUACAUGGACCGAGGUGAGGGCGGCACCACCAACCCGCACGUCUUCCCCGAGGGCUCCGAGCCCAAGGUCUACCUUCUCUACCGGCCUGGACACUACGACAUCCUCUACAAAUAGGGCCGGCCCGGCCUGCCGCUGCCCUGCCUGCCCUCCCUUCUGCCAGGCGCUAGACAUGUAUAGAGAGGUUUUUUGUGGUUGUAAAUGGUUAUAUUUCACCCCCUUCUUCCUGUCACACGACCUCCCGUGUUUUAUUAAAGGGGAUGCUGGUGGUGAGCCGCGUGUGUGCGUGUCCCUGCUCUGCUGCUGCCUGCCCGCCUGGCUGCUCUGUGUCUGGCUGUCCCCUUACCCCCAGGUGGGUCCCCCAGCCUUUCACCUGCCCGUCCCCAAGCUUCCCCACCAGGAGUUUUGAGGGGUCCAGGCCUCUUGGGGACCCCUCCUGGUUCCUUGGAGUUGUGCUUUCGUUCCUUACGGCCUCCCCCUUCCCUCUUUAGCUGGCCCAGGGGAUUCCAUGGGAUCAUGGAAGUUCCUGGGGACUUGUCCAGGUGCCAGGGGUACCCACCCUUCCAGCUGUUCCGUCAUAGGCCCCGCCUCCUGUGUUGUCCUGGCCAGGACCCCAGACCCCAGCUUCUUGCCCUCCACCCAGGGGUCUGCAUGGAGUCCAUGCGAUGCUAGGGCCUGGCUCAGGGCAGGUAGAGGAGCUGGGGCACCCACUGUGCACCCCCAGGUGGUGCCAGCCUGGUGGGGUAGCCUUCAAACCUGUGCUCAUCCUCAGGCCUAUUUAGGCAGGGCUUGCAGGUCCCCAGUCUUGCCCCACCCCUAGCCCCCUGCCUGUGCCUGCUUUGCACCCCCUUUGCUUGGGCUAUGGUGUCUCUGCAUUGCCUGCCUUUCUGCCUUCACCUCUUUUCUUCCCCCCAGCACAUGCAGGGUCUCAGCCCCCAGGCUGUGAGCUCCUUGGGGCAGCCCUCAAUAAACGGAAGUGCUGCUGC
This is a messenger RNA of Propithecus coquereli (Coquerel's sifaka), 1726 nucleotides long. RefSeq names its product OTU deubiquitinase, ubiquitin aldehyde binding 1 (gene OTUB1). The record is from RefSeq and is a predicted model, not a curated record. Gene Ontology annotation, molecular function: cysteine-type deubiquitinase activity; ubiquitin binding. NCBI's taxonomy places the organism in Eukaryota, Metazoa, Chordata, Mammalia, Primates, Indriidae. The coding region runs from base 42 to 857 and encodes 271 amino acids. The transcript has 7 exons. Gene Ontology annotation, cellular component: nucleus. Gene Ontology annotation, biological process: protein K48-linked deubiquitination; negative regulation of double-strand break repair.